Molecule: messenger RNA, 944 nt
Organism: Hyphopichia burtonii NRRL Y-1933
Lineage: Eukaryota; Fungi; Ascomycota; Pichiomycetes; Serinales; Debaryomycetaceae
Exons: 1
Coding region: 33-869 (278 amino acids)
Biological process (GO): nucleosome assembly
Cellular component (GO): nucleus; chromatin
Molecular function (GO): chromatin binding; histone binding
Source: RefSeq, a predicted model, not a curated record
GUUUGGCAUUCCGUUAACUCCAAAUAUCCAACAUGACUCAACAAGCUACCGAAAACGAAAGUGCCCACCUUGAGAAAUCUCUUCUUGAAUUAGCCGAAUGUGAACAAAGAAUGGAUAAGGCUGAAAGAGAAGCAGAAAUUUUUAGAAUCAAAAACACCCAAUCGAUUUAUCAAGACCGUAGGUCAAUCUUAUUAAAUAUUCCUCAAUUUUGGUAUAUUGUUUUAGCUGAAAAUGAAGAUUUUGCUGAAUAUAUGAGUGUCGAUGAUUUGCAGUACUUAGAGACAAUCAGUGAUGUAUAUAUCCAUCAUAAGGUUGUUGAUACCAAUGAUACUGAACAUUACAAAGAUUUUUCAAUUAUAAUUGCAUUCAAAGAUGAAGCAAGUGAUUCCAAUGCUAUCAUCGAAUCCCAAACGAUUACAAAACAUUUCAAGACAGUUAUUGAAGAUGGUGAAGAAAAGAUAACAUCAGAACCAGUCGACAUAAAGUGGCCAAAAUCCUUAGAUGGCAUCAACCCAAACUUGAUCAAAUCCAAUGCUAAAGGCGAGUUAACCACGGAAGAAAAAAAGAACUACAGGACAGGUAUGAAAUCAUUCUUUGCUUGGUUUGGCUGGACCGGUACUAAACCAGGCAAAGAAUACAGAAAUGGUGAAGAAUUGGCCCGACUUAUUGUCGACGACAUCUUCCCAUAUGCUGUCAAAUACUACACCGAAGCAUUGCCGGCUGGUGAAGGAGAAGAUGAUGAUUUAGAUGACAGUGAAGAAGGAGAAGAACUUGACAUUAGUGAAGACGAAGACGACGAAGAAGAGUCAGGCAAAAAACGUUCUCCCGAAGACUCUUCCGAAGCUGCUAACAAAAAAUCCAAGCAGUAAUUAACAUUAUCCACUGGUUAUAACUACUUAUAACUUGUGAUAUAUCACCUCUAUGUAAUAAUAAGUAAUCAUUAC